AUGUCCGCAAACGAUUUUUAUUCAUCCGGUGAUCAAGGAUCCUACGAACCAAGACGUGAUCAACAACAAGGUCAACAAGGUCAACAAGGUCAACAAGGUCAACAAGGCCAACAAGGAGAAGAUGGCGACAGAGGACUCAUCUCUACACUUGCAGGUGGUUCUAUUGGAGCAUUUGGUGGAUCCAAAUUAGGAGGAAACCACUCCACGUUGGGUGGUAUUGGUGGAGCUAUUGCCGGUGCAAUAGGAGCAAACAAGGUCGAAGAUAGAUUUGAAAACCACGGAUCUUCUAACAACAACCAUGGCCACAGUCAACAAGGAGGUGGAUUGAUGAGUGGAUUGAGCAGCUUUUUAGGUGGAGACAAACACGAAGGUAGAAACGACGGCUACGGUGGUAGUCAAGGUGGAUACGGUGGAAACCAAGGUGGAUAUGGUGGUAGUCACAGCGGUAGACAUGACGGUGGCAGACAUGAAGGUGGCAGACACGAAGGUGGAUACGGCGGUGGCCAAGGUGGAUUUGGCAGUGGAAACAAUGGUGGAAACCAAGGAGGUUACGGUGGUGGUCAAGGAGGCUACAGUGGUGGUCAAGGAGGUUACGGCGGUGGCCAAGGAGGCUACGGUGGUGGUCAAGGAGGCUACGGUGGUGGUCAAGGAGGUUACGGCGGUGGCCAAGGAGGUUACGGCGGUGGCCAAGGAGGCUACGGUGGUGGUCAAGGUGGAAACCAAGGUGGUAGAUGGUAA
Molecule: messenger RNA, 738 nt
Organism: Debaryomyces hansenii CBS767
Lineage: Eukaryota; Fungi; Ascomycota; Pichiomycetes; Serinales; Debaryomycetaceae
Gene: RCT1
Product: Rct1p
Exons: 1
Coding region: 1-738 (245 amino acids)
Source: RefSeq, a predicted model, not a curated record